AUGAGUGAAAAUGGCUCUGAUAAUAUAAACAGGUUGGAGGUAGAUUUAGACGAUGCUAGGGCUUCGUUUCGACAAUUAUUAUGUGAAAGUACAGCAAAAGUUGAAGCUUUAAGGGUAAAAUUGGGGUUGUGUGUUGAAAGAGCCAAACCGUAUUAUGAGGCGCGAUUUUCUGCAAAUGAAGCAUUGAAACAUACUCAAAUAGCUGCUAUGAAAUAUGAGAGAGCUAAUAGUGCUCACAGUGCUGCUAGGGAAAUGGUUUAUUUAGCAGAACAAGGUUUAGGAGGUCGUACUUUAGAUCCUGCAUGGCCAGAAAUGUUAAAUCAUGCUACUCAACGAGUGAACGAUGCUGAAAAAGAAAGAUGUACAGCUGGGACCGCUCAUAGAAUUGCUUGUGUUAAGCUUGAGGCCUCUAACACUAAAGUACAAAGUUUACAGAAAGAUUUAAAGAGAGCUAUUUCUAAAAGCAGCCACGGUUGA
Molecule: messenger RNA, 477 nt
Organism: Onthophagus taurus
Lineage: Eukaryota; Metazoa; Arthropoda; Insecta; Coleoptera; Scarabaeidae
Source: RefSeq, a predicted model, not a curated record